Molecule: messenger RNA, 2549 nt
Organism: Zea mays
Lineage: Eukaryota; Viridiplantae; Streptophyta; Magnoliopsida; Poales; Poaceae
Product: Pyridoxal phosphate (PLP)-dependent transferase superfamily protein
Exons: 1
Coding region: 297-2375 (692 amino acids)
Source: RefSeq, marked predicted
GCACGAUGUCAUUGACCCGAUGAGAGGUCGAAGAAGGGCGGAUCAGCGGAUGCUUCAAGCUUUCUCUGCUCGGUUAGGUUGCUGUCACUCGCUCUGAGGCCUCGACGCGCUGCUAGCUGAGAGCCGAAAGAAGGAAUCCUCGGCCGGCAGCAGGAGAGGAGAGCCACCGUUUGAUCAGCGACCGGGCAAAAGCAGGCCGCGGCCGGCCACCCCCGCCCGUCGCUGUCCCUCCGACCCCGCACCAGCGACUCGCCGAGCGCAGGCACAAGAGGGGGGGCUCCAUCCAUGAGGCAGCCAUGCUGGUGCUCAUCAACAGGUAUUUCAGGAGCAGGAACAGCAGCCCGGCCGGAGGAGGCGGCGAAGAGAUGGCGCCGGCGGCGGCUUCCAGCGACCACCUCUGCCUGCCGGGCUGCGUGCCCGUGCGCGCCAAGCGGGCCUCCGCCUCCGCCUCCGCCGCCGCAGCGGCCACGGUCACCACGGCGCGGGCGUCGCGGCACAACUUCGUCAGGGCCGCGGCGUCGGGCCUGCUGGCGGGGGCGCACUUCACCAACCACGAGUCGCUGCCGCCGCUUCCCGACGCGUACGCCGAGUUCGUCGCGGCGUUCCCGCAGUACGCCCACGGCGCGCUGGCGCGGGCGGACGCGAUCCGUGGCGAGGAGUACCAGCACCUGGACCGCCACGUCUGCCUGGACUACACCGGCAUCAACCUCUUCUCGCACGCGCAGAUGAGCGCCUCCCUGCCGUCCACCUCCUCCGCGCCGCCCGCCUGGCAGCCGCCCUUCUUCGACAUCGCGUACAAGUCCACGAGCCUGCGCGCGCAGGUGCAAUGCGGGGACAACGCCGCGGGCGCGGAGGCGGGCGUCGGCGCCGCCGUCACCCGGCGCAUCAUGGCGUCGCUCAAGAUCCCCGGGGACGAGUACGCCAUGGUGUGCACGGCCAACAGGACCGCGGCGUUCCGCCUCCUCGCCGAGUCCUACUCGUUCCAGCCAGGCAAGCAGCUGCUCCCCGUGUACGACUACGAGAGCGAGGCCGUGGGCGCCAUGGCCGACAGCGCGCGCCGCCGGGGCGCCGAGGUCGCCUCCGCGACCUUCGCCUGGCCGAGUAUGAGGAUCCACGGCGCCGACCUCCGCAAGAGGCUGGCCAGGGGCCGGCGCCGCGGCGGCGGGGGACGCGGCCUCUUCGUAUUCCCGCUCGCGUCCCGCAUGACGGGCGCCCGGUACCCGUACCUGUGGAUGAGCGCGGCGCACCAGCAGGGGUGGCACGUGGCGCUGGACGCCUGCGCGCUCGGCACCAAGGACCUCGACACCCUCGGCCUCUCCCUCAUCCGGCCCGACUUCAUCGUCUGCAACUUCUUCAAGGUGUUCGGCGAGAACCCGUCCGGCUUCGCGGGCCUCUUCGUCAAGAGGUCCAGCGGCCUCGCGGCGCUCGAGCGCUCCGUCAUCGCGCGCAGCAUCGGCAUCGUCAGCAUCGUGCCCGCCCGCCGCUGGUCGCUGCACGACGGCUACUCCACCGAGCUGGAGCACUCGCGGAGCUUCCCCAUGCUCGCCGCCGACCCGGCCCUGGACGACGCCGACGUCGAGACCACGAGCUCCUUCUCCGGCCCGCUCAGCUCCAUCGCCAUCACUCGCAGCAGGACCCUGCAGUCGGACGCGGCGGAGAACGGCGACGCCCACGCCCCCGAGAUCCGCGAGGUCGGCAGCACGGCAGAGAACGGCUUCUACUCGGAGGAACCCAGAGCAGAGGAAACAGAGCGGCUGGCCAAGGAGGAGCAAGACGGGGAGGGGAGAGAGAGCGUGAUGGAGGUGGAGUGCCGGGGCCUGGACCACGCGGACGCGCUGGGGCUCAUCGCCAUCGGCAACCGGCUGCGUUGCAUCAGCAACUGGCUGGUGGUGGCCCUGCAGAAACUGCGGCACCCGCACGCCGAUAACGGGCACCCGCUGGUGAGGCUGUACGGCCCGCGCGUCAAGUUCGACCGGGGCCCCUCGCUGGCGUUCAACGUGUUCGACUGGAAGGGCGAGCGGGUGUCGCCGCUGCUGGUGCAGAAGCUCGCCGACCGCCACAACAUCUCCCUCACCUGCGGUUUCCUGUGCAACAUCUGGUUCUCGGACAAGCACGAGGCCGAGAGGGCCGUCGUCCUGGAGCACAGGGUCGCCGGCGAUCCCGUCGCCGCGGGCAGCGCCGGAGGGAAGAGGAGGAAGGACGCCGGUGGUGGCGACGUGGGGAUCCUCGUGGUGAACGCGUCGCUGGGAUUCCUGAGCAACUUCGAGGACGCCUACAGGCUGUGGGCGUUCGUGGCCAAGUUCCUGGACGCCGACUUCGUGGAGAAGGAGAGGUGGAGGUACACCGCGCUGAACCAGAAGACGGUCGAGGUGUAGACGAAACGGAGAGCGCUGCAGUAGCUUCAGCUCAGCUUGGCAUAUUGGUACGGUUCAGUUCACUGUCUGUAAAGCACCAUUCUUUUAGGAUCAGCUCUGCCAUCCCCUCCAGCCAUUCUUUCAGUGUAAACUGUAAGGUGUAAAGUGUUUCCAUAAUGAUGAUAUCAUUUGAUA